Haliotis rufescens (red abalone) is the source of this 6088-nucleotide messenger RNA. RefSeq lists its product as uncharacterized. The coding region runs from base 359 to 4831 and encodes 1490 amino acids. The transcript has 24 exons. Lineage: Eukaryota; Metazoa; Mollusca; Gastropoda; Lepetellida; Haliotidae. Gene Ontology annotation, molecular function: protein binding. The record is from RefSeq and is a predicted model, not a curated record. Gene Ontology annotation, biological process: signal transduction.
GCGUGUGUAUGUCGUGUGCCAUAGCCAGUAUGGCCGCCCAAAGCGCGAAGUUGGUGGCACGCGGGUAGAGGUAUACACAACUGUCGCUCAAAGACGUUUAGUGGGAACGUGAUCGAUUUAAGCUACACAGUCUACUGUCAAGGUCGACAUGCCUGUGGUUUCUGAAUAUCGGAUAUACUGAUUGUGGAAUUGACAUGAGUGGUCUCCCACUGGCCACUGCUGCGAAACGACGGUAAAGGCAAAUAAAGUGUCAACACUGGAUCACACUUCACCCCAGAUAGGCUUGGCUACUCUUGGACGGGGCGUGCCACACGUAUCUGGCUUCGUGGUGUGAAGCACACAUGGUAACUCCACGUGUAUGGUUGAAGCCAUGGAGGUCUUAGUAGGAAGAUACGACCUGAUGACAGUCGGUCAAGAUGCACGAAAGGAAUUUGCCAACGAGCUGAAACAAAACUCCGACAAGUUCGAGGCGGUGGUGAACGAGGAGGAUGUGCUCGCGGCGUUCAGGUUGCUGAGGAAGGGGGUGUGUCGUCCGGACUUCCCCGGGGAGAGCACAGACCAGUGCUCCGUCGCAAAAGACAUCCUGGAGAAACUCAUGAACAUGUCCAAGGAUUUAAUGGAAAAAGGAAAGAUGUCAUCCUUGUCCCGCAUCCACGACUUCUGCUUCGACUUCCUCCACGACCUGAUCCAGCAGGGGCCGGGGACGACACACAUGCAGCUGUGGAUGAAGAUGCUUCGCGACAAAUACUUCGGUUUCAAGGAGUACUACCAAAACCUUACUGGGGACAAACUGAAGAAUCACAUCAGCUUCCUGAAGAGGGAAUACAGGAGUGAGGAGCCGGAGCCGGACAGAAGCAGGUUCAAGACAACACUCGACCCUGGGAUGAGGGUCCUUCUUGAUGGGGAUGCUUUGAGACCGGAGGCGUUCACUGAGGCCCGAUCGGAGUUUAUAGAACUCUAUCUUUACACUGAUCUGAUGUUUCUCAAUCGGCCGACUGAAGUGAAGGAUGUACACUAUCGAAUUGCAUUGCUGAUCUAUCGCCAUUACAAGAGGAACGUAUUUCUGGGUUUGGAGGACCCCGAGAUGUUUAAGCACUUCCUGAAGCGUCUUGGAGACAUCAUCUGUCAAACGCAUCUGGGGGCCGAUGACUGGGAGGCCGUCGUGAAGAAGCUGAGUGAAGAUGUGAGGAUGCUGCUCACAGCUGUCGACAAGGCUGUCCUGUUCCACAAGGUGUACGUGGAGAUCUUAGACUUCGUGGCUACUAUCUGUACAAUGUUGGCAGAGACACCUAUCCACUCCAUUGUGGAGGUCGUCGGGUACUUCUACUACCAUAUCAAGGACAAAGAAGACAACAUCAAGGGCAACUCUGAGCUGUUCACUGUGAUGACGAGGAAGAUGAUUGACUUUCUGACCAACCUGGAGGACCACACCCUGAUGAGGGUCAAGUUCGUGGAUGCCGCUGUGACGGAAGUGUUGGUCAAGUCCAUGGAUAAAACUCCAGAACAUGUUCAGUUAAUGAUUGACCUGGUGAAGGCGUGUCUAAAAAUCCACCAACCAGCAACAGCAAAUGCAGCCUACAAGAUCAUACGGGAAGCAGAGAAGAACUUGAAAUGGAAGGAACACGUGGAGGAUGCUUGUGAAAUUUUGGACCUCUUGACAAAAGUCGAACUGUACGGGGAUGAUAAACGGAAAACAGAAUUUGGCGGAUACUACAAAGAAUGUACUGCCUACCUUUCUAAACAGAUCACGCGGGAUCGUGUUGUUCCGAAAAUGGUUGAAAAAAUGGUUGAAUUUACCUUGAAAAUUUUGGAGAAGCGGGAGCCAAACUUAUUCGAGACAGCAAAAAUAAUAGCGGACGAGGUGGAACUCAGUGGAAAGAAACACAAAGACCUGAUAGUGCCGACUUUUACACGUUUAAUCCUGAUCAUCGGCGACGCCAAGUUUCCCUGGAAGAGAUAUGCCGACAGAGCUGUGCCCCGCCUAGCACAGCGUGUGCUGGAUGCCUUAGAUUCCAAGAGCUUAGACGAGAAGACGUUCAACGUUAUCCUCGAGUUCUCACAGAUAGUGCUGAAAGGAGACUUCAUAGACGAGGAGCUGAACCGUCCACUCACAGUCUACUACAUCCUGUACUGCAGCGUUGUCACCACGUUUCUCAAGCUUCUUGAUGACCAGGAGAAGAUACAGAGAGCUAUCCCAGUGGUGAGAGAAGUCAUCAACAUGUUGACUCAUGAGUAUGAAGAGGUUUCACGGAUCGCCAUGGGUCAAGUCACACUCCUGGUUUCAAAUGGGUCGAAACUUAUGGCCGAGUUCUUCCCCCAGAUUAUGGACGUCUACCUGGACACAGAGAACUCCUCAUUAUUGUAUCCUCUGAGUACACUUUAUCCACACAAUCCGAAACCUCUGGAGCCACAUUUUCAAACUAUCUUCGAGCUGAUAGACUCGUCACAACGAAAUGCGAUUUUAUCCUGGCUGAGCGAGAUUGCCAAGAAACAGUCAUAUUUGUUCACUGGCGAGAACAUUGUAAAACUGAUUGAGGAGAUGUUCCAAGGAGACGAUAAGUUCCAGUCUCAAUAUCUGAUGGUCAUGGACCCACUCUCCAAGAAGAUGCCAAGCAAAUUCAUACCCCACCUGAAAACACUCAUGGACGGCGACAUCAACACACAGUGUGGUGCCAUGUACUACCUGUUGCAGGUGCUGAAGAACGUGGCAAUUAGGGGCGAAGACGAGACCCAAGCUGAGAUGGUGAUGGCAUUCUUGGAGAAGCAGAUUCGAGGGCCUGAAGAUCAAUUUACCACACCCAGCUGUCUUAAUGAGAUGCGUGUAAUUGGUGGACUGUAUCGGCAUAUCCUGGAGAGCCGUAAGCCAGCCCUAGAAGACCUGAGACAGAGAUCUACUGUCCAGACAACAAAGGAUCAGUGUACCUUUAUCUUGGAUGUCCUGGAAGGCAGAAGUUUGGAGUCUUUGGCGGAAGAGAUCAAAGAUGUGAAGGAAGAUGUUGAGGAACUUGACACUCGAGUGACACACACUGAAGUGGGCGUGGUGUUGGUCAGCCAGCAGGUCGGUCAACAGAAGGAGGAACUGGAAGAAGUCAAACACAAUAUGGAGGAUCAUGUAGAGAAGAUUGGCCAACUGGAAGAGACAGUGGAUGACACUAAGGCUAAAGUGGAAGAAAUAGAUGGCAAAACACUGAGCCAUGCUCCCUUCUGGGCAAGAGACAUGGCCAAAUUACUCAACCCUGAAGACGCUCUGGACUGGAGGCUUCUUUCCAGUCGACUUGGCUACACCAAUGAUGACAUCAGGAGCUGGGCUCAGAUGCACGACCCAUGUAUGGCCAUGCUGAAUGAAUGGUACGCCACUCGGAAGACGAGGGAAGCCACAUAUGCUGUGCUGACAGCACUGCAAGAGAUGGACAGAAUGGAUGCUGCUGUCAUAGUUGAGAAUGCAAUGAAGAUGUCGGAAACUGUUGCCGAAGACGAAGAGUUUGAGUACCCAGAGCCUCCAGAGGUGUUCCUCAGCUACCAGUGGGGAAUCCAGAACGAGGUGAAGCUUCUGAAGCAGCACCUGGAGAAGGCGGGCUUCACGUGCUGGAUGGACAUUGGUCAGAUGGGAGGCGGAGACAAGCUGUUCGAGAAGAUUGACAAGGGAAUCAGAGCAGCCAAGAUCAUCAUCUGUUGUGUCACUGAGAAAUAUGCCAAGUCUCCAAACUGCAACAGAGAGGUGAACCUCUCAGUAAGCCUUGGUAAGCCCAUCAUUCCUCUGUUGAUGGAGAAACUAUCAUGGCCUCCACCAGGCUCAAUGGGGCCAAUCUUCAGUGAGUAUCUGUUCAUCCGAUUCUUCACCCGGCCUGGGGAGGAAACGGGUGACGUCAGAUACUGGUCCUCAGCCAAGUUCCAGGAACUCCUGAUGCAGGUCAACUACAACAACGUCAAGCCGGAGGAACAGAAGGUGGACGAAGAAUACAAGAACUGGUGGUGCCCUGUGACUGAAGUCAUCAAGAUAGAGAAGAAGGACGUGAAGGCGAUGACGGCCGCCAGUCAGCAGAAGCAGGAGGAGGUGGAGUCUGGAGCAGCCUCUCCUGAUGUGUUCAUCUCCUACCAGUGGGGAAAACAGAAACAGAUUCAACUCAUGUACAAGCGCCUGACUGAGAUGGGCUUCACCGUCUGGAUGGACAUCUACCAAAUGGGAGGUGGGGACUCCCUCUAUGACAAAAUUGACAAGGGUGUGCGGGGGGCAAAGAUCGUGCUCACGUGUGUCACCUCAAAGUAUUCUCUGUCAGCCAACUGCAGGAGGGAAGUCAGUCUCGCUGAUGCCCUCAAGAAACCAAUAGUGCCUCUGUUGCUGGAGAAGAUGACAUGGCCACCAUCUGGUCCGAUGAGCAUGGUGUUCACUCAGCUUCUGUACAUCAACUUUGCCAAGGAUGAGGCUGUUCAGGAAAGAUGGGAUGGAGAUACAUUUGAGGAACUGUUGACAAAACUAGAUUACCAUGUCCCUGGUAUUAUUAUUCUAGGCAAUGGGGGUAAACAAGCUGAAGUCAAAGCUUCUCCGGAAACAGAGCCGUCCACUACAGCAAAAAAUGAUAAACAAUUACAACCUAACCUAAAAGAUAUGACAUCAAGUGAACCGAACAUCGAACCCCCUGAACAGGUUUCCUCGCAACAACAUCCUCAACAACAGCAACAGCGUUCCCCUACUCUGCACCAGCCAUCACCACCUCUACAAGAACCACAGCACCAGCAACAGCCACAAAUUGACAAACCUCCACACAGACAACCGGUAUCACCUCAAGGAAAAUCAGAGACAAAACAAUCGAGGUCAUGCACAAUGUUAUAACCAUCUGUGUUGUCGUCUACUGCUGCAUCAAUCCAAGUCAGCACAAUAUUAUAACUGGCUGUGUUGACGUCAUACUGCUGCAACAAUCCACAUCAGCACAAUAUUAUAACUGGCUGUGUUGACGUCAUACUGCUGCAACAUUCCAAGUCAGCACACUAUUAUAACUGGCUGUGUUGACGUCAUACUGUUGCAACAUUCCAAGUCAGCACAAUGUUAUAACCAUCUGUGUUGACGUCUACUGCUGCAACAAUCCACAUCAGCACAAUGUUAUAACUGGCUGUGUUGACAUCUACUGCUGCAACAAUCCAUAUCAGCACAAUAUAAUAACUGGCUGUGUUGACGUCAUACUGCUGCAACAAUCCACAUCAGCACAAUGUUAUAACCAUUUGUGUUCACGUCUACUGCUGCAACAAUCCACAUCAGCACAAUGUUAUAACCAUCUGUGUUCACGUCUACUGCUGCAACAAUCCACAUCAGCACAAUGUUAUAACCAUCUGUGUUCACGUCUACUGCUGCAACAAUCCACAUCAGCACAAUGUUAUAACCAUCUGUGUUGACAUCUACUGCUGCAACAAUCCACAUCAGCACAAUGUUAUAACUGGCUGUGUUGACAUCUACUGCUGCAACAAUCCAUAUCAGCACAAUAUAAUAACUGGCUGUGUUGACGUCAUACUGCUGCAACAAUCCACAUCAGCACAAUGUUAUAACCAUCUGUGUUCACGUCUACUGCUGCAACAAUCCACAUCAGCACAAUGUUAUAACCAUCUGUGUUCACGUCUACUGCUGCAACAAUCCACAUCAGCACAAUGUUAUAACCAUCUGUGUUCACGUCUACUGCUGCAACAAUCCAUAUCAGCACAAUGUUAUAACCAUCUGUGUUCACGUCUACUGCUGCAACAUGCCUGUGAUACAAAACUGUUGUUGUUUGUGGCUGCUUAUUCAUCGGUUUGUUUGAGUGAGUUAUUUCCUAUUCAAUGACAAGAAGCACUGCACCACAUGUGUUCUAAUGCUAGAUGAUGUUGACUUUUGUCUCGAGAAAAUGCAGUAAUGUUGAUUACAUUUUGUUGACAAACCGGAUGACGAACUGUGAUAUAAAAUUAGGUGCCUGACUUUGAUGUCAGAUGACGUUUGUCUUGGUGUUUAGAGAAGUUGUUCAAUGACAUGCUAGAGUGCAAGUGGUAUUCAUUCUGCUCAUGUUACCAAUGUUAACGUUGACAUUCUGUUUCAUAAUUAAAAUUACGUUAUAGAUUGAUUAUA